UAUUAAUUUAAUAUGCGGGUACAGAUUUUUAGUUUUACUUUGGUUCCAGAGAUGGUGAGAAACUACAAAAAGACUUCCUCUAGAGGAGAGUGGGAAAAAACCAACAUGGAUACUGCUUUCACAGAGGUCAAGGAGGGAAGAAUGACUUGCUUGGGAGCAGCGAGAACUUACAAUGUUCCAGAGGCAACACUUCGACGCCGACUGAAAAAGAACGUUUCGGAUAUGCCUGUCCAUGGAGGAAGAUAUAGAGAAGUAUUCAAUGAAGAGCAGCUCCAAGAUUUACACAACUAUUUGACGGCAGUGAAGUUAGAUGUCCUGGGUGUGAAGAAAAAAUACUCCGAUCCUCCAGUUGAAGAGUGGAUCCAGUGUUCCAAGUGCAGUGAAUGGUGGCACGAGAAUUGUACAAGCUACGAAGGUGGGGAAUUUGUUUGUGACUACUGCUAG
Messenger RNA from Homalodisca vitripennis (glassy-winged sharpshooter), 444 nucleotides. RefSeq names its product histone acetyltransferase HAC12-like. Lineage: Eukaryota; Metazoa; Arthropoda; Insecta; Hemiptera; Cicadellidae. The coding region runs from base 13 to 444 and encodes 143 amino acids. The record is from RefSeq and is a predicted model, not a curated record. Gene Ontology annotation, molecular function: DNA binding. The transcript has 3 exons.